Messenger RNA from Emys orbicularis (European pond turtle), 714 nucleotides. It is a transcript of the gene COMMD7, whose product is annotated as COMM domain containing 7. NCBI's taxonomy places the organism in Eukaryota, Metazoa, Chordata, Testudines, Emydidae. Gene Ontology annotation, biological process: negative regulation of DNA-templated transcription; tumor necrosis factor-mediated signaling pathway. The transcript is spliced from 9 exons. The coding region runs from base 35 to 583 and encodes 182 amino acids. Gene Ontology annotation, molecular function: NF-kappaB binding. The record is from RefSeq and is a predicted model, not a curated record.
GCGCGGCCGGGACGCGGGGCCGGGGAGCGGCGCCAUGCAGAGCCUGAACCAGCUGCGCGCCGAGCAAUUCUCGGCACUGACUGAUGUAGUCUUCCGCUUUUUAACAGAGCCCAAGGAGGUAGAAAGGUUUCUGACUCAGCUCUCUGAAUUUGCCACCAUGAAUGAAAUCAGCCUGGGUCCUCUGAAAAAUAUUAUCAAAAGUAUCCUCUCGAUACCUAACGGGGCCCUGAAGAGGAAUCUGUCAUCUGAACAAGUCAGAGCAGAUUUCAUCGCUCUGGGACUCAGUGAAGAGAAAGCCAGUUAUUUUGCAGAGCAGUGGAAGCUGAAUUCCCCCACCCUGACACGCUUGGCUGUUGGACAGACGCUGAUGAUUAACCAGCUUAUAGAUAUGGAGUGGAAAUUUGGAGUGACCGCAGGGAGCAGUGAACUGGAAAAAGUUGGAAGUAUCUUCUUACAGUUGAAAUUGGUGGUUAAAAAAGGAAGCCAAAUGGAUCACGUGUAUGUAGAGUUAACAUUGCCGCAGUUCUACAGUUUUCUGCAUGAGAUGGAACGAGUCAAAACCAGUCUGGAAUGUUUCAGCUGAAACCCUUAGGGACUGCAUUUAUACCAUAGAGGGGUAAUUUUUCCUUGUGGGCCAACACGUCUGAUCUUAACUCUGCAGAUUUGUAACAUAUUAGAUGAAGAUUGCACUGUUUAAUAAACAACACUGUCAAA